Molecule: messenger RNA, 741 nt
Organism: Galendromus occidentalis (western predatory mite)
Lineage: Eukaryota; Metazoa; Arthropoda; Arachnida; Mesostigmata; Phytoseiidae
Exons: 5
Coding region: 1-741 (246 amino acids)
Source: RefSeq, a predicted model, not a curated record
AUGAGCAGUAAGGAAGAGCAAGAGAUGAAGUGCCGAUUUGCACUCGAAGUGUACCUGUCUCGGAACCUGGUCACGCCAAGCUAUCGAGCGCGUUCGAGUCGCCACGAGGAAUGUUCAAAUCGCCACUACCAGAGGUGCAUGAAGCUCAUUCAUCAUUUGUCGGAGUCGAACAUGCAACAGGCGACUAUCGACGACCUGAACAAGAUGUGCCGGAAGUGGCAGCAGACUGUGGCCUGCAUCGACCAUCAUCAAGCGCGGUGCUUCACCGAGCAGCAGAGUCGGCUUUUCAACCAAGUGUUGGCUACACCCAGACAAUAUCUCAGCAAGCUCUGUGGGAAUCCCGAUCUUCAGCGAGAAUAUUUGAAGUUUGCUCAAUGCGACAAGGAUAUCACAAACAAUGAUCGGAAGUGUGGCCUGGUUUUCAAAAAAGUCCUCAAUAUCUCCCACGACCAGCCGCCGAAGGAGGCCACGGAUCAAACAUCCGUUGAGCGGGUUUUGAUAAAAAACUGUUGCACCUUCCAUGAAUACCUCCAGUGCAAAAAGCAGUUUUUGACCCAGGAUUGCGGAGAAAACGCCAAUCAGUUCUUUGAGACGCACAUAAAACGAAUAAGUGCUCCAUUCGCCGAAGAACAGUGCGGAGCUUUUGUUCAUAGAUGCUCAUCGACGGGAUGUAGCCUGUUGGGGAGUACCCCGGUCCUUGUCUUGGCGAUUUCGUUACUUCACUUCAAUCGAUCUUGUUAA